UCCGCCGGUACUUCCGGAUUAUGAAAGCAUGACGAAGAAGUCUUGUACAAGCACCAAACAAGCCAACAGAUGGGCAUCACAUUAGUUUGAUGGCUCUUGUAGUACAUCGACUUGGUAUAGGAACUUCACGUCUUCUCAGCCUAGGUGUGCCCGCAUUUAGGCUCCUUACAUCAGUUGGGAUGGAUGACAUGGGUCUGGCCAUGAGUCGUUCUUCGCUAGAGCGGCUCGACUUUGACAAUGUCGCCCUGAAGAAACUUCCGCUGGACACUAGUGAGGAAGAUGGCGUGCGGCAGGUGAAGGGAGCAUGUUUCUCCCGGGUCAUGCCGCAGCCGCUGACCAAGCCUCGCUUUGUGGCGGUGUCUCAUGGGGCUCUAGCCCUGUUGGGGCUCAAUGGGGACGAGGUCAUAGACGACCCGAUUGGGGCGGACUAUCUCAGUGGCUCCAAAGUAAUGCCUGGAUCCGAGCCCGCUGCGCAUUGCUACUGCGGCCACCAGUUCGGGCAGUUCGCCGGCCAGCUGGGUGAUGGGGCCGCCUGCUAUCUGGGGGAGGUCAGGGUGCCACCCAACCAAGACCCCAGACUGCUGCAGGAAAACCCGAGCGGCCGAUGGGAGAUUCAAGUUAAGGGAGCUGGCCUCACACCUUAUUCCAGACAGGCUGAUGGUCGCAAGGUUCUCCGCUCCAGUAUUAGAGAGUUCCUUUGCAGCGAGGCAAUGCACUUCCUUGGUGUCCCCACCACGAGAGCAGGCUCUGUUGUAACAUCAGACAGUCGAGUCAUCAGGGAUGUCUACUAUAGUGGACACCCUCGUCAUGAGAGAUGCUCUGUGGUCCUCCGGAUUGCACCGACCUUUAUCAGGUUUGGUUCUUUUGAGAUAUUUAAGCAGGCAGAUGAGUUCACAGGCCGUCAGGGUCCUAGCUAUGGGCAUGAUGAGCUCCGAGGUCAGAUGUUGGAUUAUGUCAUUGAGAUGUUCUACCCUGAGAUCCAGCAGCAGCACUCGGACCGAGUGGAGAGGAAUGUGUCUUUCUUCAGAGAGGUGAUGAGACGGACGGCUCGACUCGUAGCUCAGUGGCAGUGUGUAGGAUUUUGCCAUGGCGUCCUAAAUACAGACAACAUGAGCAUCCUGGGACUCACACUGGACUAUGGUCCAUAUGGCUUCAUGGAUAGGUUUGAUCCAGAGUUCAUUUGCAAUGCCUCAGACAACUCAGGACGCUACUCCUACCAGGCCCAGCCAGCGAUUUGCCGGUGGAACCUCAUCAAGUUAGCAGAAGCCCUCGAUCCGGAGCUUCCACCUGACCGGGCAAAGGCUAUUAUGGAGGAAUAUUUGGACGUAUAUAACUACGUCUACCUUGAUAAUAUGAGGAAGAAGCUGGGUUUAUUGCAAAAACAGGAACCUGAGGACGAGAUCCUGAUUACAGAGCUGAUGCAAACCAUGCACAACACAGGAGCUGACUUCACCAACACUUUCCGCAGUCUAAGUCAGAUCUCGUGGCCCACGGAGGCAGGAAGUGACACAGAAGAGGACCUUGUCAAAAAAGCUGCAAAGCUGCUAUUGGAACAGUGUGCCUCUUUGGAGGAGCUCAAAGCUGCCAACAAACCCACUAUGGACCCACGAGAGUUGGCGAUGCUGCUAUCCAUGGCGCAGAGUAACCCUGCACUGUUCCAGAUGAUUUCUGAUAGGAUGACAAUAGCGAGGCAGCUUGACCGACUCAGCAAACUGAAGGAACUGAUGGAGACCAGCGAGGAAGAACUUAAAACCAAGCAGACUGAGGAGUGGACCCGCUGGAUCACACGCUAUAUGAAGCGUCUGGUGCAGGAACUGGAGGGCCACAGCGAUGUGCAGGCCGUGCAGGAGGAGAGGGUGAGGGUGAUGGAUGCCACCAACCCACGCGUGGUACUCCGGAACUACAUUGCCCAGAAUGCAAUUGAGGCUGCUGAGAAUGGAGAUUUCUCUGAGGUUCAGCGGGUCCUCAAAGUUCUGGAGAAGCCUUUCUCUUGCCAGCCAGGUCUGGAGGCCCCCGCGUGGGUGGGCCAAGGCGGCGCCAUCCAACAGGGUGAGAGAGACGACGCGGGGGAGGAGGAGCAACAGGAAGAGGCGGCGGCAUCUGCCUCGACAGUCAGAAACCCUGUUCCAUACGACAGCAAACCUCCAGUGUGGUCUCAGGGAAUCUGUGUCACAUGAUCUUCGUAAAUAACUUCCCUGAACUUCAUCACCUGUCCUGCCAAAGUAUGAGGGGAGUUUUAGCAUUUCACUUCCUUUUUUUUUUCCCACAUUUUAUUUUGCUCAUUAUUUGCACAACCUAUAUUUCAUUGUGAUGGGCAGGUGUCAGGGAAGUUGUACUGUGAGAUUCAACACCCCAAUGAGAACAUCAGUGACACAAAGCAGUCAGGAAAUAAGUGGACAUUGGUGUUCCACAUAUAUACGCACUCGUGCUGAUCAAAAUUUUAACACCAGUUGAAAAAUGGCAAGUAUUUACAUUUUGCACUGUUGGAUCUUAAGGAGGUUCUAAGUAGCGCUUCAAAAUGCAAAAAGAAGAAAUGGGAGUGUGGAAAACAAAAGCAAUUUAUUGCAAACAAGCAUUAAAGUAAACUUCCCAUCAACUUGCCAUCCGUCCCCAAAUGUUCUCAAUUGAAUUUAGAUCAGGGGAACACACAGGAUGAAGAGGGAUCUUAGUCCUCUGGAAGAAGUCCUUUGUCAGGCAGGCAUUGUGACGAGGGCCUUCAGUCAUGAGGGAUGCCCCUACCACAUACCUAUCUGCCUUUUGACGCCCCUGCACAACCUGAAGGAAAAGAGCCCAGAUCAUGAUGGCGCCCCCUCCACUGUGCUGUGUGGAAAACAUCUCUUGUGGGGUCUCCGUGUCAUGCCAGUAACGUUGGAAGCCAUCAGGACCGUCAGGGUUCCAUUUUUUUCCUCAUCAGAGAAUAAAAACUUUCUUCCACCUUUCCGUGUCCGAUGUUUGGUGCUCUCAUGCAAAUUCCAAACGGGCAAUUUUGUGGCGUUGAAGGAGACAAGGCUUUUGAAGAUGUUUUUUGUUCUUAAAACCCUUAUCUCACAGAUGCCGUCUGAUGGUUAUUGGACUGCACUCGGCACCGGUAUCAACAUUCAUUUGGGCCGAGGAUUGUCCCGUGUCUUGACCAGCCAAUCAGAUACUCCGGCUGGUGAAAUUUUUUUGCGUCUGCCACUGGACUUUUUUGUUCCAUUACCCUCAGGAUUUUUGGAAAAGUUUUAAAUGACUGUCUUACUUCAUCCAACCUCAGCAGCAAUCGCGCGCUGCAUGGAGCCUUGUUUAUGCAGCUCAACAAUCCCACCGCGUUCAAAGAGCAAAAGAUUUUUUGCCUUUGCCAUCAAGAGGUCAUGACGGUGUGAAUACCUGACACAAAUCAUAUUGAAUCCACAUUUUUAUCAAGAUUUUGGCUUUUAAAGGCUGUAGUCAAACUUUUGAUCAGCUGAUGAACAGCCUAUUUGACUUUCAUGCUUUUUUGCAAUCGCAAUUUCUUACUGAAAGUAUUUUUUUUUAUGUCACUCCUAUUUGAUAUUUUUGCAUUUUGAAACUUGAUGUAGAACCUUCUUAAGAUCCAACAGUGCAAAAUGUAAAUUCUUGCAAUUUUUCAAAUGUUGAGCAGGAGUGCAGGAGCCAACCUUAUUCACUGCCUGUUUUGUGCUUGAUGGCUGUUCAUGACGACUCAGACAACAAGUCUCACGAGGACCCGUCUGAGGCUGAUAAACUUGUGGGUUAGCGCCUCAACGUACACCAAACAGUAUGCAUCUUUUCUAGUCAGCUCAAUUUGUCACAGCAAGUGAUUGCACUUAACGCCGAUCAACAUUAGUAUAUCUACGUACUUGCUCUGUAACACGAUACACAUUGUCAGAGAAAUAUUAUUUUAACAAUAUGUGGUUGAGGUUUGCGUAUGUAUAGAGCGAUAUUUCUAAUAUUUUGCCCCCUUCAUUUAGCUUAUUAUUUAUGACAUGAAGAUGGCACAUGUUCUUUAGAUGCUAACAUAAAAUCUCCAAAUAAAGCCCGUACAGA
Dunckerocampus dactyliophorus (ringed pipefish) is the source of this 4023-nucleotide messenger RNA. RefSeq names its product selenoprotein O1 (gene selenoo1). The record is from RefSeq and is a predicted model, not a curated record. The transcript is spliced from 9 exons. Lineage: Eukaryota; Metazoa; Chordata; Actinopteri; Syngnathiformes; Syngnathidae.